This is a messenger RNA of Cynara cardunculus var. scolymus (artichoke), 1510 nucleotides long. Its product is annotated as queuine tRNA-ribosyltransferase catalytic subunit 1-like. NCBI's taxonomy places the organism in Eukaryota, Viridiplantae, Streptophyta, Magnoliopsida, Asterales, Asteraceae. Gene Ontology annotation, cellular component: cytosol. The transcript has 16 exons. Gene Ontology annotation, molecular function: tRNA-guanosine(34) queuine transglycosylase activity. Bases 70 to 1278 code for a protein of 402 amino acids. The record is from RefSeq and is a predicted model, not a curated record.
AAAUUAGGGCACGCGUUGAUUUUUCUGAAGUUUGUAAUAUUACUUGCUAAUAAGAGAAGAAGAAGUUGAAUGAUGGCGCUUCGUUUUGAGGUUCUUGGCAGGUUCAACCGUGCACGUGCAGCCCAACUGACACUCCCUCACUUUGUUUGUGAGACGCCACUAUUUAUGCCUGUGGGAACACAAGGGACAAUAAAAGGUUUGACAACCAACCAGCUUGAGGACAUUGGCUGCCAAAUUAUACUUGGAAAUACAUAUCAUCUGGCACUACGCCCAACUUCUGAGCUAAUAGAUGAAUUAGGAGGGCUUCACAAAUUUAUGAACUGGCCUAGGGCACUUCUCACUGAUUCUGGUGGUUUUCAGAUGGUCUCAUUGUUGCAUUUAGCUGAUAUCACUGAAAAAGGUGUCACUUUUCAGUCGCCAGUUGAUGGAAAGCCAAUGCUCCUAACACCUGAAGAAUCAAUCCAGAUCCAAAACAGAAUUGGAGCAGACAUUAUUAUGGCUCUUGAUGAUGUAGUGAAAACCACCAUUACAGGUCCUCGAAUUGAAGAAGCUAUGUAUCGCACUUUGCGUUGGAUAGACAGGUGCAUAGCAGCUCAUAAGAGACCAAAGGAGCAGAAUUUAUUUGGAAUUGUACAAGGUGGUUUAGAUCCCGUCUUAAGGGAUAUAUGUGUCCAAGGUUUGGUGGAAAGGAAUUUGCCUGGCUAUGCUAUUGGUGGUCUUGCGGGCGGUGAAGAUAAAGAUUCAUUUUGGCGUGUUGUUGCACAAUGCACAGCUGCACUUCCUGACAGCAAACCCCGAUAUGUUAUGGGUGUUGGCUAUCCACUUGAUAUUGUAGUUUGCAGUGCUUUGGGUGCUGACAUGUAUGACUGUGUCUAUCCUACUCGUACAGCUCGAUUUGGCACUGCUCUUGUGCCUGAGGGGGUCCUAAAACUUAAACACCAGUCGAUGGCUGAUGAUACCCGACCGAUUGACCCAACAUGCGAGUGUAUGGUCUGCAAAAACUACACAAGGGCAUACCUUCAUUGCCUUGUUACAAAAGAUGCCAUGGGUUCUCAACUUUUGUCUUAUCAUAAUUUAUACUACAUGAUGCAGCUUAGCAGAAAUCUUCAUUCGUCAAUUAUAGAAGGAAGAUUCCCGAAAUUUGUAUGCGACUUCUUGAGGAAAAUGUUUCCUAAUGGCGAUGUUCCUGAAUGGGUAUACAAUGCAAUGGAGGUUGCCGGUAUAGACAUCUCCUCGUGCUCAACUCCACUCGAUUCAAAGAAUAACAUACAUACGUGAAGCGGAUAAAUUAGGAAUGGUGCAUAGGGACACGUUGACCGUUUAACUAAAAGUCAAAGGAUAAUUCGUUGGAUUAACAAAAGGUGGAAUGAACUUCAUACUUAUAGGAAAAGUCGAUGCCUUUUUCUUUGGAGGCAUGUGGUCAUUCUUAUUGGGAAACCUUGAGACGAUAGGUUCAUAAUAUUAUUACGUAUAAGUAUGUAGCAUAAAUUUUGUAACUUAAUAUGCUGCU